ACGGAAGUCAUUUGCAUCCCCAGUGCAAACAUCUCCGCCUCUUGAGGACGUUGCCAUGACAACUGAGAACCGACCCGAGUACAUUCCCUUCAGUCUGGCGUGGUCUCCGGGCAACCGAGCGUCGUCCAGAAAAAAAACAUCCGGAACGUUCAGCGUUCGUUCGAAUGUGGUCAACACUUUUUUACUUGCCAUUAACAUGAUGACCAACACGUUUCCUUUCUUGGCGGACUACGAGCGGCUGAAGCUUAGAGUGGAGAAGAAGACGAGGAACAUUUUUAUUACUCAGCCCGAUGACUGCAGGAAAAGAGAGGAGAAUGUGAAUUACAUACCUGUUGUCACUGAGCCUCCAAUCAGAAUCCUCAAGAUUGGCGUGAACACCCUACAAAAGACCUUGGUUCUGAAGAAACAAGUCGAACUGGAUGAGGUGAACAACCUUCUUGCACUCAAAAGAGAAGAGUUUAAGCAAAAUGUGGAGAAGCUGGCUCAAAGAAAGUCUGAGCUGCAGAUAAAAUAUCAAGAGACAAAAGAGAAAAUACAGAAGUUUGAAAAGUUUCUGAGUGACAAUGAAGUGAAGCGCAAUCAAGCUGUGCAGCAGAAUAAAGAAGUGCAGGAGCACAAUUUAAUGAAGCAGCACGAGUUGGAGGAGCUAACUAAACAAAUGCAGCAACUUCGAGCUAAGAGGCUCGUUUUGAAGGAGAGACUAUCCAAAUACAAAAUCUACGAGGACUUUUUGAUGAAAACAUUGGAUUAUCUUCCAAAUGGUCACCGUGAGACCGACUCGGAAUAUGCAGUCAUGCCCAUCAUCCGGCGCCAUGAGACGUUGCGCUUUACCCACCAGCAGCUGCUGCGCCGUUUGGGCCGUGUGGAGGAGGAGGUGGAGCGGGGCAGGCAACAGCUGCAUGCCAUCGAGCGAGGACACAACUUGCUCAAAUUGAUGGCUAGUAAAGAACUUUAUGAACUUCAGAGGGAGUUGGAGAGCUUGAAAGAGAAAAACAAGCAGGAAGAGGACAAACUGCUGAAGGAGCAAGGACAGUCCAGAAAGAAGGCUGAGGAAGUAGGAAGCCUAAUUUUGGCCAUCAGCAACCUCGCAGAGCAGUGUUACCUGCCAGCGUAUGGAAAUCUGGAAAACAUGAGCACAUCCGUAAUGAUGGACAUGGUGAAGGAGUACCUCGUGGACAAGGCGGACACAGAGAAGAGAGCGAGGAGACUCAUGGAGUGUGGUUCCCUAGCAACGAGUAAAACAGCUUUGACCGACAUGAAAGCAAAGGCCUCCAUGAGCAGCUUUGGCAGUAAAACGCAACUUAAAAGUCAGAGUAAAGUCAGUAGGACAAGCGAUCAAUCUAGUUGAGGUGGAGAUUUAGAAAAAAAACAACUGAUGAAGCUGUGAGGAUUGAAAAUCUAAAAUAUUAACUACUGUGAAAAUGUUAAGCAAUGGUAUAUUUAACUAUUGUAUUUUAACAAUAAAGUUAAACUGAGUCAUAAAAACUGAAAUGUUUUGAAGAAAAUAUUUUUGUAUGUGAAAUGAUUCUUUCAGUGUUUUGCUUGUGAACUACCACACUAUUUCCAUUCCAUGACAA
Messenger RNA from Syngnathus acus (greater pipefish), 1577 nucleotides. RefSeq names its product coiled-coil domain-containing protein 42 homolog (gene ccdc197). Lineage: Eukaryota; Metazoa; Chordata; Actinopteri; Syngnathiformes; Syngnathidae. The record is from RefSeq and is a predicted model, not a curated record. The transcript is spliced from 9 exons. The coding region runs from base 56 to 1348 and encodes 430 amino acids.